AUGGGUGCAAGAAAAUUGACAAUCGAGGAUUUGAAGAAUCUCGAUGAUGGUUGGUUUGAUAAGAUGGUUGAGAAAACCAAAAAAGACGCGAGAGGAAACGAUGAAUUGGCCCAAAAUUUGUUGACAGAGCGAGUACUGAACGACUUCUUCUCUUCCAUUAUCAAGAAGAAGGAGAACACUAACAAGUGUGUUGAAACUCCCAAGAAACCUUACAAGAAAGCAGUAAAGCUUGCCAAGGAUAAAGUGUUUAAGGCUAAAUCUUAUUCAAGAAAUAAUUCUAAGAAGAAAGUAAUGAGGGAUCAGGUGAUCAUGGUUCCUCCUGAGAAUCCACAGUUGCCUGCAGAUUUCAAGGCCAGGAUUGAAGCCAUGAACGGAACAAAUAUCAAACUGGUGAUUCACAAGAAAGUGUAUAAAACUGAUUUGAACGUCCACCAUGAGCGAAUAUCGCUGCCGAGAACACAGAUUAUCAGCAAGGAUUUUCUGAGGCCGGAGGAGGCGGAAUUCGUGCACAGCGGUGGAGUCAUGGAUUGUAAGUUGAUAGGACCAAGACCUUAUUACCAGAGUUAUGAUUUGAAGUUAAGGAAGUGGGACUCCAAGACUAGUUGGUCAUAUGCAUUGACGACAAAGUGGCCUGAUUUCAUAAGGUUCUAUGCAAUCGAGGAGGAGAUAGUGAAGGAAGGUGAUGUUGUGCAGAUAUGGUCUUUCAGACGCAACUCUAGACUUCACAUGGCGUUUGUCAAGGUUGAAGAUAAUGCGGCCGGAGGAGGAGGAGGAGACGAAAGAGAGGAGAGUGGUGCAAGUACGCAUGAAGAAAGAGAGAGUAGUACUGGAACUUCAUAUGAAAGAGGAGAGAGUAGUGGAACCAGCCAUUGA
Messenger RNA from Tripterygium wilfordii, 873 nucleotides. RefSeq lists its product as uncharacterized. The coding region runs from base 1 to 873 and encodes 290 amino acids. NCBI's taxonomy places the organism in Eukaryota, Viridiplantae, Streptophyta, Magnoliopsida, Celastrales, Celastraceae. Gene Ontology annotation, molecular function: DNA binding. The transcript has a single exon. The record is from RefSeq and is a predicted model, not a curated record.